AUGGAGGCCCUUAUUUGUAUGUCUCCUGUAGAGGCUCUAGUAGCAGAGGGGGAAAAGAAGGAAAGAGUCGCAGCCGGAGCUCAGUUCACUCGGAUUGUAGCGAACUUUGCGCACUGCCCUCAGGAUGCUACUGAUGAUGUGGUGCAGACAUAUGCUCGUGUUCACAUGUGGUACGUUAUCACCAGGACUUUGUUUGCUCACGCCAUUGGCAAGAAUGCUCCAUGGGUGUGGCUUAAGGCGCUGACCGUCUUUGACAACCUAUGGAGUUGGGAUUCGACGGCACUGGCCUACUUGUACCGACAGUUGGAUGAUGCUUCUUGUAGGAUCUCAAAGGACGAAUGUAUUGGUGGUUGUAUUCUCGUACUUUCUGUAUGGAGCUGGGAGCGCCUGCCAGUCGAACGCCCGAAGGACAUAACGUACAAGGGUUGGGAUGACCAAGGCGACGAACUACGGCUCCCCACCUGGGCUUACAAGUGGGAUGUGGUAACCGAGAUGACUAGUGAUGUCAUUAUGAUGUAUAGGCAGUACACCAACGAGUUGGACACUGUUACGGCUGAGCAGGUAAACAUUGACUUUACAUCACUCAUUCCCAUGCUUUCAUGA
Aegilops tauschii subsp. strangulata is the source of this 603-nucleotide messenger RNA. The record is from RefSeq and is a predicted model, not a curated record. NCBI's taxonomy places the organism in Eukaryota, Viridiplantae, Streptophyta, Magnoliopsida, Poales, Poaceae.